This is a messenger RNA of Oreochromis niloticus (Nile tilapia), 1968 nucleotides long. RefSeq names its product tripartite motif-containing protein 16-like. The coding region runs from base 40 to 1707 and encodes 555 amino acids. The record is from RefSeq and is a predicted model, not a curated record. Lineage: Eukaryota; Metazoa; Chordata; Actinopteri; Cichliformes; Cichlidae. Gene Ontology annotation, molecular function: protein binding; zinc ion binding. The transcript has a single exon.
GUCUGACAGUCACUGAGAGACGGUGAAACGGCACAGCACAUGAAUCAAAUGGAUCAAACAAAAUUCUGCUGUUCAGUCUGUUUGGAUCUACUGAAGGAUCCGGUGGCUAUUCCCUGUGGACACAGCUACUGCAUGAACUGUAUUAAAAGCUUCUGGGAUGAAGAGGAAAACAGGAAAAUCUACAGCUGCCCUCAGUGCAGACAGACUUUCACACCGAGGCCUGUCCUGGUGAAAAACACCAUGUUAGCAGAUUUAGUGGAGGAGCUGAAGAAGACUGGACUCCAAGCUGCUCCUGCUGAUCACUGCUAUGCUGGACCUGAAGAUGUGGCCUGUGAUGUCUGCACUGGAAGAAAAAUGAAAGCCUUCAAGUCCUGUUUAGUCUGUCUGGCAUCUUACUGUGAGAAACACCUUCAGCCUCAUUAUGAUGUGGCUCCAUUAAAGAGACACAAGCUGGUGGAGCCCUCCAAGAAGCUCCAGGAGAACAUCUGCUCUCGUCAUGAUGAGGUGAUGAAGAUGUUCUGCCGUACUGAUCAGCAGAGUAUCUGUUAUCUCUGCUCUGUGGAUGAACAUAAAGGCCACGACACAGUCUCAGCUGCAGCAGAAAGGACUGAGAGGCAGAGAGAGCUGGAGGUGAGUCGACAAAACAUCCAGCAGAGAAUCCAGGACAGAGAGAAAGAUGUGAAGCUGCUUCAACAGGAGGUGGAGGCCAUCAAUCAGUCUGCUGAUCAAACAGUGGAGCACAGUGAGAAGAUCUUCACUGAGCUGAUCCAUCUCAUCCAGAAAAGAAGCUCUGAUGUGAAGCAGCAGAUCAGAUCCCAGCAGGAAACUGAAGUGAGUCGAGUCAAAGAGCUUCAGGAGAAGCUGGAGCAGGAGAUCACUGAGCUGAAGAGGAAAGAUGUUGAGCUGAAGCAGCUCUCACACACUGAGGAUCACAUCCAGUUUCUACACAACUACCCCUCACUGUCAGCACUCAGUGAGUCUACAGACUCAUCCAGCAUCAAUAUCCGUCCUCUGAGCUACUUUGAGGAUGUGACAGCAGCUGUGUCAGAGGUCAGAGAUAAACUACAGGACAUUCUGAGAGAGGAAUGGACAAACAUCUCACUGACAGUCACUGAAGUGGAUGUUUUACUGUCAGAUCCACCAGAGCCAAAGACCAGAGCUGGAUUCUUAAAAUAUUCACGUGAAAUCACACUGGAUCCAAAAAAAGCACACAAACAGCUGUUAUUAUCAGAGGGGAACAGAAAAGCAAGAGCAGUGGAACAAGAACAGUCUUAUUCUGAUCAUCCAGACAGAUUCACUGAAUAUAAACAGGUCCUGAGUAGAGAGAGUCUGACUGGACGUUGUUACUGGGAGGUGGAGUGGAGAGGGAGAGGAGUUUGUGCAGCAGUCACAUACAAGAAUAUCAGCAGAGCAGGAAGUGGGAAUGAGUGUGUAUUUGGACUUAAUGACAAAUCUUGGGCAUUAGAUUGUAACAACAACAGUUAUACAUUUUGGUACAACAACAUCCAAACUCCUGUCUCAGAUCCUCGUUCCUCCAGAGUAGGAGUGUACCUGGAUCACAGAGCAGGUAUUUUGUCCUUCUACAGCGUCUCUGAAACCAUGACUCUCCUCCACAGAGUCCAGACCACAUUCACUCAGCCGCUCUAUGCUGGACUGAGGGAUUGGUUAAAUUAUGGAGACACUCUUGAGUUGAUUAAAGUGAAAUAGACUGAAGUCUUUCAUAUUGUGGGUUUAAAUCUGUAUUUUAGUUUCAUUUUAUUUUCUCUCCAUCAUUUCUGCACAGAGAUCAGCUGUCAGUCAAACAUUAUGGGUGGUACCUCCACAUCUUCUAGUUGUUCUCUUGAUGUUUCUGAGUUUUUAAAGGAGAUCUUUCCUGUGACUGUUUAUGGAGGCUAUCACUGCUCAUCAUCAUUUUGAUUUACUAAAAUAUUUCUCCACAUGAAAAUGUAAACUUCUCUAUCCUCUAAA